AAACAAACGCCUGAAAACGUCGGGUACUGAUCUCUGUGGAUAAAGCACACCACACCACACGACCCCCAAACCCAACCCAACCGCGUUGCUACAGUCUGCAACAGCAAUCAACCCUUUUUCUCCAUAACCCAACCACAGAGAGAGCUGAAAAAAGCUUCGAGGCUAUCUCUGAAUUCAAUUCACAUCGUAUGGUGACCCACUGCAAGUCCGCACCACUAAACCCCCCCAUAUUAUAAAAAGCAUUCCAUUUCCUGUUAAAAUAUGGAGGCACGUCGCCGUCUGGCCCUUCUCUCUUCCCACCUCCGCCCAAUAAUCGAUUCUCCUGAAAAUUCGACCCUCAAACCCUUUUCAUGCGUUUCAGAUUCGAAUUCAGCUUCCAGUUCCGAUGGCGACAAGGGAACUCAACAACAAUCUGACUGCGUUUUCUGCCAGAUUAUUCGAGGCGAAUCCCCCGCUUUCAAGCUUUAUGAAGAUGACAUAUGCCUAUGCAUUUUGGACAAAAAUCCAGUGAGUCAUGGGCAUGCUCUUAUAAUCCCAAAGUCACAUUUUUCUUCCUUGCGAGCAACUCCACCUUCUGCAGUCGGUGCCAUGUGCUCAAAAGUACCUUUUAUUAGCAAUGCGGUUAUGAAAGCUACUGGCUGUGAUUCAUUCAACUUGUUGGUUAACAAUGGUGCAGCUGCUGGCCAAGUCAUAUUUCAUACUCAUCUUCAUAUAAUUCCUCGGAAGGCACGUGAUUGCUUGUGGAGCUCUGAGAGUUUGCCUAGGUGUCCUCUAAAAUUAGACCAGGAAACUUCAGGACUCGCUGAUCGAAUUCGCAAAGAAUUAUUAUUCUCAGACAACUCCGAAUAUAGCAAGGGCCAAGGAUCUAGUCUCUUCGCAAACUAGUGUUGUUAUCACAUGUACCCAUUUGUACAAUAUGUAUAAUUAUAUAGCCCAUUCUUUCAUGGAGUAUACUUGUGGAAUGAGUUAUAUUUACUGUGAUGAUAAUAUAUUUCCAUGUUCAGAAAAUUUCUUCAGCUGAGACUCAGAGAGAGUUGCUUGGGGUUGUGUUGUACCAUUAUCAGUACGGGUUACAUGGUUAACAUUGAAGACAUUCUUUUUAAAUUCAA
Messenger RNA from Camellia sinensis, 1109 nucleotides. RefSeq names its product histidine triad nucleotide-binding 3 (gene HINT3). The record is from RefSeq and is a predicted model, not a curated record. NCBI's taxonomy places the organism in Eukaryota, Viridiplantae, Streptophyta, Magnoliopsida, Ericales, Theaceae. Gene Ontology annotation, molecular function: adenylylsulfatase activity. Gene Ontology annotation, biological process: sulfur compound metabolic process; purine ribonucleotide metabolic process.